Molecule: messenger RNA, 8525 nt
Organism: Stegostoma tigrinum
Lineage: Eukaryota; Metazoa; Chordata; Chondrichthyes; Orectolobiformes; Stegostomatidae
Product: coiled-coil domain-containing protein 102A-like
Exons: 10
Coding region: 458-2131 (557 amino acids)
Cellular component (GO): myosin complex
Source: RefSeq, a predicted model, not a curated record
UAAUUUAUUACCGUUGAGUUUGCGCUAGUCUUGCUUUUUUGGCAGCUAAAUAUGCUUACAACAUGGUUUAAAACGGAAACAAACAGAGAUUUGGAGCAAACUGCAUUCACAAAAGCAGCUUAUUGUAUAAUUUUUUUUGGUCAACAAUUGUACAUCAUUGUUUUCAGGCUGUUGCAGGAAGAACGCAAUAUUCCUGCUGUUCUGGCCUGACUUGCAGCUGUAAUGAUGGAAUGCAUUGCUAAAGUCAAGCUGUAGAUGAGGAGAAACAGAAGCUCUUCAGGAACUAAAAAGACCCGAAAUUGACCAGUUUCUUUUAUAGGUCCAUCAAAAUACUAUACGGAGGAGCCAAUUGGGACUGGGCAGUUGCCAUAACUGAGACAACUGUAUGAAAUUGAGGAUGAGAAGUGUUAGCAGAUGGGAAAGGAUUUAAGAAGAUCUUUUGUUUGAGAAAGAGAUAAUGAGCUCAAAUCCCGUUGCCAGACGAGAAGAAGGGGGGCAGACCCCGAACAUCCAACAGUCUGCACUGAGACAACUCUAUGGUCAAUAUGGGCAAGGAAACCAGCCUGAGUCUGUGCUAAACCCUGAUUCCACAGUUCACAGCGUUCAGGCCCCACCUCAACCCGUGGUACCAAAGCAACUGGGCUGGAAUGUGGGUGUUUGCAGUGAAUGGGACAGCAUCGAAGGACUGUACCAUCGGGAACUGGAAGAGGUCCGGGCCAGAGCAGCUCAGAUGGAGAAGACCAUGCGCUGGUGGUCGGACUGCACGGCCAACUGGCGAGAGAAAUGGAGCAAGGUGAGGGCAGAACGAAACAAGGCCCGCGAGGAAGUGCGACAGAUGAGGCAGAAGCUGGAGUCAGUGGUGAAGGAGCUGGCCGCCGUCAAAAGGGAAAAGCAGGAGCUUUUAAACGAAAACGAAGGACUGAGGAGAGAAGCUAAAGCAUCAAAAGCUCAGUCAGACGCCUUGCCGGUCAGGCUGGAGGAAGAUGAAGUUAAUCCUCUGGAGCAGGAACCCGUCAAAGAUGUGAAGUGUGAUAACAAUGCAACUUCUCCGAAUAAAUUCACUGGCUCACCAAACAAGGGUAUUGAUAUAAUUGAAAAUAUACUGAGAGAUAAGCGUCAUGGAGGAGGACAAGGUCUGGAGUCUUCUGCCACCUUGAGUUUGUGUCACUCUACUAUGUGUACUGAAAGAGCUAAGCUCCUGCUGGAAGAUAGCCUACAGCCCUUUGAGAGUGACUCCAUGAAAACCAUAGCCCUGCAGUUCCGUUUGGAUGAAUCACAGAAAAUACUUCAAAGGGAAAGAGAGGACAAAGCUGCACUUGGAAGGCAGAUUGAAAAACUGGAAACGGAUAUAUGCCAGUGGAAGGACAAAUAUGAAGACCUGAGCAAAUCCAAGCAGGAAAUCCUCAAGCAGUUGACCCUCCUUCGUGAUGCCCAUCAGAAUGAGCUUGGAAGGAUCUCAGAAGAUCUGGAAGAUGAAGUUGGAGCUAGAUCUAACAUGGAUAGGAAAUUAGCUGAUCUGCGUACUGAGCUAGAGAGGCUUCAGGCUGAGAACACUGCUGAAUGGGGGAAACGAGAACGAUUAGAAACAGAGAAACUGAGCCUGGAGAGGGACAACAAGAAGUUAAAAGUCCAGAUUGAAGAUCUGGAGAAAAUGCUGGCAAAGAGAAGUCAGCACAACACAAACAUCAUUGAUUCAGAUUUCAAAGCAAUGCAGUGUGAGCUGUUUGAGAAAAAUAAGGAGCUUUCUGACCUUCGACAUGCCCACAAUAAACUGAAGAAGCAAUACCAAGACAAGAUGGCAGAAUUCACCCAUUCCAAUCGAAGAGUCGAACAACAUGAAACAGAAGUGAAAAAGUUAAGAUUGCGGGUGGAAGAGCUGAAGAAGGAACUGGCACAAGCAGAAGAUGAGCUGGACGAGUCGCUGAACCAGAUCAGGAAGCUGCAGCGUUCCUUAGAUGAACAGACAGAACUGAAUGACAACCUUCAAGUCCAGUUCGAUCACUUGCAGACCAGGUUAAGAAGACAGCAGACAAGUUCACUGUUUGGAAUGAAGCUCAGCUCAGCGUAUAACCCUGAUGACGCUGCAGAAACAAUCAGUGAGGAAGAUGACCUGGAACUCGAAGUGAAAUAAGAUGACAAAUCCAAUGUAACUGCUGUGAAAACAGGGAAACUGGUAAAAGAUCGAAAAUAAAUUUACUUCUCUUCAGGGUCACACACCAAACAAACAACUUCUGUCAAGCAAAAGAAUGAAAUAAAAUGACAACACAUUUAAGAUGAAUUCAAUCAAAGCUUUUAAACCCAUCAGAGAUUUGCUACCUUUCAACAGAAAGAGAUGAUAAUUAUUCAAAACAUUGAGUUCUGCAAUCCAUCACUAGUGUGUGUAAUAUGGUAAUAUAUUUUGAACCAUAAAAUCAUUAUAUUCUUUUUAUUCGUAAAUCCUCAAAGUGUACAGUUAAUUCAGUGUCAAAUGGUUUGUAAGAACUAAUACUAUGAUGUGAAAUUUAGAAUACGAUCUUCCUGUAGCCCAUUGGAAACAAUCAGUAACUCUUCACAAUUUAAAGGGUAAAUAUGUCCACCCUUUUCUGACUACUGCAAUUGACUGGUUGUGAGAGCAGGCCGCAGAACCUCAAUUCUUGUAAGAAUGUGCAUGGCACCCUGUCAGCAACUUCCUCUUAGAGUCCACUCUUCAAUACUUUCUCAUGCAGGUCCAAUUCACAAUGCCAACUCACCCUUUGUGAUCGUCAAUUCGUAAAUCUUAUUCUCUAGUAGUGACACCGUAUAGCUUUGUGCACAAAGCAUUGCCAUUGUAUGGUUGCCUAUAUUGAUGCCACUGUCCUCCCAAAUUUGAAUCGAUCCACAAAGAAUUUUCAUGGAUUCUCACUCUAGAAAUUUUACUUAAGGGCUUUUUUGUUGCAAGUUGUACACUUUCAUGUUGUAUUGCUGGGCAAGAGAUUGGGUUUGGGAUUGGACUUCCAGUGCUGGGGUCAAAUGCGAUCAUGAUGCCACACAGUUGGGGAAGCGCUCACCCCAGCAGGGAUUUUCCCUGGAUUGGCCAAUUAAUGGCCAGUGAGCAGGCUCACAUCCAAUUAAAGGCAGUGGAUGGGAUCUCAAAGCUGCACAGGCGAUAGGAGGCCCCUGAAUUUGGAAGGAACAGUGGCAGCAGUUGGUUAACUUAAAGAGAAGGUGCUUCCACUUUGAUUGAGGUUCCUCUCGCCAAAUAUUUGGACUUACAAACUUCGAAAUACCCUCAGAGGCAGGGUCAGCAUUGUCGAUUAGAUUCCUCUCUGCAGGUUAAGCUAAGGCUGCAGCAGUAUCCAAUCAGGUUGGAGGGGUCACAGUGUUUGUCUAGAAUACCUGCUGCUCCGCCAACCUGGUCUGUCACUGGGAGACCACCAUCAGGCAGCUGGCCUAGUCUCCAACACUGUAGGGUACGAGAAAACAGGAGAGAAAAUUGCAAUCAGUCUCUGACAAAAGGCCUCACAAGGUCACCCAUCGCUUGCAGGCAGUUAGUUCUUCCAACUCUUAACACUUUAGGAAACAGCCCAAGCGUGAAUCAGCCUGACUAAAAUCCUCUUGGUCAUGUUUAAAAUGGCAGAUCAGCCCAGAAAGCAGGGGACCCACCCCUGAGUAUGGCAGUUAAGAAUAGAAUCUUCUCAUCUUGCUAAUGACCAGUGACCAUAACUCUCUUAGCUUUAACAUAGUUAUGGAACAAAAUAGGACAGGUCCACAUGUUAAGGCGCUCAGCAUUUGCAGGGCCAAUUUUGGGGCCAUUUGGCAGGAUCUAGCAAAGAUCAAUUGGCUGAGUCUGUUUGAAGGAAAAGGAACAACUGGCAAAUGGGAGGCUUUUAAAAGAGUGAUAUCGAGAGUCCAAGGACAGUAUGUCACUGUUUUAGGGUGAAGGGAAAAGCUGGCAGUUUCAGGGAUCCCUGGCUGAUGAGGAUAUUGAGGCUCUGUUAAGGAAAAAGAAGGAGGUAUACAUUGGGUUUAAACUAUUGGGCUCAUGUGAAUCCCUCGAUGACUAUAAAAAGGUGUAGGAGCACACUUUAGAGGGAUAUCAGAAGACCAAAAAGAUGAUAUGAGAUGGAUCUGACAGAUAAGGUUAAAGAUAAUCCCAAGAGGUUCUAUAACAAUAUUAAGAGUAAAAUGGUGUCUAGGGAGAGAAUAAGUCCCCUUAAAGAUCAGCAUAGCUGUGUAUGUGUGGAGCGGCAGGAGAUGGGGGAGAUGUUUAAUGAAUAUUUCUCCUGAGUGUUUAUUGAGGAGAGAAUCAUGGAUGCUAAGGAAAUAAGGGAAACAAGUGGAGAUGUUUUGGACCACAUUACAUAUUAACAGAGAGGAAGUGUCUGUAGCAUUAAAGUGCAUUAAGAUGGAUAAAGCCCCUAGGCCUGAUCAAGUCCAUCCUUGGAUGUUGUAGGAGGCUAGGGAAGAAAUUGCAGAGGCCUUUGCAGAGAUUUUUGUUUCAUUUUUAGCCACUGGUGAAGUUCCGGAAGACUGGAGGGUGGCUAAUGUCGUUCCAUUGUUUAAGAAAGGUAGCAAAGACAAGCCAGGGAACUACAGGCCAGUGAGUCUGACAUCACUGGUAGGCAAGUUAUUGGAGAGGAUACUGAGGGACAGGAUCAGCCAAUACUUGGGCAGUCAAGGUCUGAUGGGGGAUAGUCAGCAUGGAUUUGUGUGCAGAAAUUCAUGUCUGGUAAAUCUUUUUUGAAAAGGUAAUCCAAAGGUUAGAUGGGGGGAGGACAGUGGAUGUUGUCUCUGGACUUUAGUAAGACUUUUGACAAGGUCCCACAUGGCAGGCUAGUCAUGAAGGUUAGGUCGCAUGGGAUCCAGGGAAAGCUAGCUAAUUGGAUUAAAAAUUGGCUCAAUGGCAGGAAGCAGGGAGUGAUGGUUGAAGAUUGUUUCUCACAUUGGAGGCCUGUGACUAGUGGUGUGCCACAGGGGUCAGUGCUGGGACCUUUCUUAUUUGUUAUUUACAUGAAUGGUCUGGAUGUGAAUAUACAAGGCAUGGUUAGUAAAUUUGUAAAUGAUAUAAAAUUAGGAGGUAUCGUUGAUAGCGAGGAAGGUUAUCAAAAAUUACAGAGGGAUCUUGAUCAGAUGGGGAAGUGGGCUGAGGAUUGGCAAAUGCAAUUCAAUACAGAUAAGUGUGAGGUGUUACAUUUUAGCAAGUGAAACCAGGGUAGGGCUUACACAGUAAUUGGUAAUGUCCUGGGGAAUGUUGUGGAACAGAGUGUUCUAGUAGUACAAGUACAUAGUUCAUUGAAAGUGGCAUAACAAGUUGACAUGGUGGUGAAGAACGCAUUUAGCAUGCUGGCCUUCCUCAGUGGAGGCAUUGAGCAUAGGAGUUGGUGCAAUAUGUUAUAGUUGUAUAAGUCAUUGGGGAGGCUGCACUUGGAGUAUUGUGUACAGCUUUGGUAACGUUUCUGUUAUAGGAAAGACCUGGUUAAAAUGGAAAGUGUGCAAAGAAGGUUUAUAAUUAUGUUGUCAGGACUAGUAGGCCUAAGUUGUAGCCAGGGGUUGGCCAGGAUAGGACUUUAUUCCUUGCAACAUAGGAGAAUGAGGGAUGACCUUAUUGAGGUAUAUAAAAUCAUAAGGGGCAAGAUUGAACAAAUGCAUAUAGUCUUUUUCCCAGGGAUGGGAAAUUGAACACCAGAGGGCAUAGGUUUAAGGUGAGAGGGGAAAGAUUUCAGAAGGACCUGAGUGGCAACUUCAUGUACAGAAUGCUGUAUGAAUGGAAUGGGCUGUCAGAAAAAGUGAUUGAUGCAGGUACAAUGGCAACAUUUCAAAAAACAUUCAGAUAGGUACAUGGCUAGGAAGUGUUUAGAGGGAUAUGGACUAAAUGCAGGCAAUUGGAACCGGCUGACUAGGGACAGUGACGAGCAUGGACCAGUUUGGACCGAAGGUUCUGUUUCCAUGCUGCACUACUCUAUGACAAGCUUAGAAGUGGGAAAGAGAUGUGAUUUGGUGGAAUGUUGACUUCUACUCUUCAUUUCUGAAGAAGCCAUAUAGGACUUGAAAUGUUAACUCUGUUUUCCCUUCACAGAUGCUACCAGACCUGCUGAGUUUCUCCAGCAGUUUCCGUUUCUGUUUCAUGAUGUAACUUUUCUGAUCAUACCUGGCAAAUCUAACCUCCACUAAUGACAACAUUGAUUUCAAUGGAGAGACAUAGAACCAGAGCAAAAAAAUGACAAGAAGAAUGAAUUGUCGAAAAGAAUGACAAAAAAUUAAAAAGUAUGGAUUUAAAAGAUAAACGUAAGAGUCAGUGGGAUGACGAGUCAGAGGGGAUGGCAGAGUGCAAAUUUGUUUCCUGCUUUCUGGACUGUCUCUUGAUGGAGUAUGCAUCAAGAAGGGUGGCAUGAUGGCUCAGCGGUUAGCACUACUGCCUCACAGUGCCAGCAACCUGUGUUUGAUUUCACCCUCAGGUGACUGUGUGAAGUUUGCACAUUCUCCCUGUGUCUGUGUGGGUUUCCUCCAGGUGCUGUAGGUGGAUUGGCCAUGUUGAUUGCCCAUAAUGUUCAGGGAUGUGUUGAUUAGGUUGGUUACAGGGGAAUAGGUCUGGGUGGGUUGGUCUGAGGUUCGGUGUGGACUUGUUGGGCCAAAGGGCCUGUUUCCAUACUGCAGGGAUUCUAUGAUUCUUCAUAAAUAGGUGAACGCUCAGCCACCACUUAUUGGGCUGGAGUUCAAGGAACAGAGCUGUUUUUGGUGGGGCAUUGGUACACCAAUUGUAAAGCAAGAAGAAAAUACAGGGACCAAGACCAUGAAGUUAUUUAAAUAUGAAGCAACUUUGGAAUUUCAGGUGUUUGGGAGCCAAUGUAAAUGAAAGAGAACAGCAGUAGCAGAGAAAUGGAAUUGAACAUGGUCAACAAUGAUCACACGAGCUGAAGUUUAUAGAGGGUGGAGAUCAGAAGGCUAGCCAGCACAGUAAUGUAAUAGCACUUGCAGGGGAUGACAAAGGAUAGAUGUUGGUUUCUACAGCAGAUGGGCUGAUGUUAGGGACCAUUGUCCACGAAGGACCUUAGGCAUCGCUGUCCGUUAAAGAGACAAUUGUCUAUAAGUAGCUUGAGGGUAGUCACUCCUCAAACAUGGGGUAAGGUGAGGAGGCUGGCUUCCAUGAACUAUCACGGCCGGUAUAGGAAUGAAAACAUGCUGAUUAUUCUGCACCAGCUGAAUAGCCAACUGAACUAGCUAACGUAGAAUAGCCAUCUGGCCAACUGAACUAACCAAGCCCCUAACAGCUGAGCUGACAGAGACAAAUGCACUGAGGUGGACUUUGUGAUGAAGAGGUUUUGGGGUUGGAAACUCUCCUAUGAAGUAAAUCUGAUGCAUAGGUUAGAACCCACCUAAGCCAAUGGUUGAGUCAGAAGGUGAAAUUGGUGAAGAUGUUAUGUAAUAAUAACGAUGAGGUGUCAAAGGUGAUAGCUGCAGUCUUCACAAUUUUUACAAGUUAGAAUUGCAGAUUGCCUCAGACUGGAUGUUCAGUAAAUAGACUGACAACACAGCAUGAGAGAAGUGGAGCUGGGUGACUUCUGCGUAGAUAUGGGAUCUAUCCUCUUACAUUUAGUUACAAAGAGGUAGUGCAUUCUGGAGGAAGAGAAAAGGUCUGUACUAUACAGAUAAACUACAGAAUGUUGACAUGAGGAGUAAGAAUAUCAUUUGUAAAGAUGACCUAGCACUGCCUAGAUUUAGGUAUGAAUAAAACCUGACAAGUUGCAGGAAAUGGAGCUAGGCAAUGAUGAAUAGAUAUUGGAACUGGAUGGUCCAGACAGUCAUGUCAAAGACUGCGGAGGUGUUAAGGAGGAUGGAGAAGGAACAAUGGCAUAUGGUCACAAUCAUAGAGGAUGCCAUUCAUAAAUUUAGCUUGGGCCAUUUGGGAGAAAUAACAAGCAGUUUGGAGAGAUUCAACAUGGAGUUGUGAGAAAAUAGGCAAGACUUGUGUAAUGUCUUCAAGUAUUUAGAAAAGGCAAAAGAGGCUGAAGAUCAGUCAUAACAGGCAAGGAAUGCGAAAUUAAGAUUUUUCUUUUGUUGGGUUGCACCGAUGGGUAUGGCUUUAAAGGAGGAAUUCUAGCAUUGUAAUCUAUAGAGACCAGUUAUUUACAAUGUCAGCUCAUAGUGGGAAAGGAAAUUGGGAAUUAAUUGCUCAAUGGCUAUGGACUGAAGAACGUGGAUCUCAUGGAUGAGAUAAAGCAUAUCCAAGUUGGAUAAAGCAUAAGGACAAAGCAAUGAAUGUUUCAGGGCCCAGGGCUGUAUCAAAAAGUAACCUGAGCUGAUUGGUGGAUAGGAGAAAUAAAUGGGGAAGGGGCAAAAACAAUUGACCAAAUGGUUUCCAAUGUUAGUACACAAUGGCCCACGAUCUCCUGACACCUUUUAGUCUGGAAUAUGUCUUCUGUCUCUGGAAUGAUCCUAUCUAUGAGCACUGAAACUCUCAUGACAUUUUUUCCCCCAAAGUUAUGUUAUCGGUUCUUCAAUGUAAACCCUUGCUGUUCAGAAACUCUCUAUUUCAUCCUUAUUUGUUGCUGAAGUCAGUUGAAUUGGUG